UGUGUGCGUGUGUGUGUGAGAGAGAGAGAGAGAGAGAGAGAGAGUGGACUGAAGCGUCAUUCUCCUCCUUUCUUCCUCUCAGUGAACGCGCAUCACUUGAAGAGAAACACGGCGCUCGAGACCCAGAAGAAGUUUCUCCCGUUUUGUCGGCUCGGCUCGGUUCUCUCCGUGAUUCUCUCCGGUUUAUCCUCACCGUCACUUUAUCUUCUCACUCUGACCGGAGGAUUCAGCCGGUGGUUAGUGCUGAGCUGCUAACACUGGGGCGUAUAGCUGGAGAGGAUCUUGCUAGCACUGACUGACUGACCAGAUCUCGCUGUCUCCAGAAAGCCUGUAGACCUGUGGCUAUCCUGUGAGAUUUAAGUCAGCUCCGCUUUGCAGAGACGGACCACUACCACUCGAGGGGAGAUGAAGCCGGAUGGGGUCGCCACGGCAGCGCUGGAGCCAAUGGAAACAUUGGAAUCCAGUCCAGUAAAUGAGGCAGCACCGGCCGUGGGUCAGGAGCCCAACCAGGCGGCCAGUCCGGUGGAGGAGAUGCCACAGCAACCUGUAGGAGAGACAGGUCAGGCAGAACCCCAGCCAGAGCAGGCCAAGGAAACCCCAGCUGCCAAGAGCAGCAACAAGACUUCAGGAGACCCCAAAGCCAAGACUACCAACAAGGCCACGGCCAAGACAAAACCUGGCACAGCCAACCCAGCCAAGACCACACCUGGGUCGCGGCCCAACACAACCCAGAGCCGCCUCUCAAAUGGCGUGUCCAAGCCCCAGACCAACGGAGCGGCUAAGAAACCCGCACCCGCCGCUGUCAAAAAGAGCAGCCCAAUCCUAGCUCCCUACAAAAAACCAACAGCCACGAACCUGGCCCCAGCCCCCAAGAGCAAAGUGGGCGAGAAGAAACCCACAGGGGCUGCCACCAACGGCGCAAAGCCGAUGACCGGAACAACAGCCGCCAAGAAGACAGCGCCCGCAACCGCUAAUGGUGUCAAAACCAGCACCGCUGCAGCUGCUGCUAAAAAGCCCCCAGCUCCCAAGACUGCGUCUGCGACUCCCACCAAGCCUAGCUCUGCUGCCUCAACUAAGCCCCCUGUUUCCAAGACAACCAGGCCUACACCCGGCACAGUAGCAUCACCUCGUCCUGCCACAGGCUCAACCCGGCCACCCACUACCACACCCAAGAGCUCCCCAGCUACAGCCAAAACUGCCACCCCUAAAACCUCCUCCACCACCACCGCCAAGCCUCCUGCCUCCAGACUAACCUCCACUACCCCCUCUGGUGGCAAAGCUCCAGCAUCACAAACAGCCAGGAAUAUAACCCCUGUGAAAAAAGAUGUUACCAAACCAGCCACUCCAGCAUCCAAAAAGCCUGCAGAGUCCCCCCUCACCCGCCCUUCCUCUACAACGAAGUCAGCAAAACCCGACACCCCCAAAUCAGCCUCAAAAUCAGACGUCACCGCCAAAAAACCCGCUGCUAGUAAGGCUGCCGACACAAAGACACCCACCCGCUCCAAAACAGACAGUAAGCCCACUCCUUCCAAGACCCCUGGCUCCAAAACAGCUGCAGCCAAGACCUCCACCCCUAAGAAAGCGGUGGGCAGCAGCACCCCGACUCCAGUGAAACGAGGCCCCAAAGUUGCAACUAUUGGAGAAUCUGGAAAGGAAGUCGCUGCUGCUGUGGCUGCCGCCGCAGCUAUCGCUACUGCGGCAGCUGCCAUUGCAGGGCCGGUGGAACCAGAACCAGCUGCGGAGCCAGCUGCUGCAGUAGCACCAGAACUGAUGUCCAGCCAGAAUGAAAAAACUUCAGAACCCAAACCCUCUUCACCACCAGUGUUAGAAUUAACACCAGAGUCAGUACGGGAACCAACACCAGAGCCAGUACGGGAUCCAACACCAGAGCCAAUACGAGAACUGACACCGGAACCUAUACAAGUACGAGAACCAUCUCCCGAACCCCUCCCAGAACCACUGUCUCAGUCAUCAGCAGAGGCAGAUCUAGGAGCUGAACCAGUCCACGAAGCAGCCUCCGGUGUUCAGCUGUCAGCUCAGCUGGACCUCUUCAAAUUCGAGGAGUCUGCCAACGACUCAGUUCCUUCCCUGGGAACUACUGUCAUGUCUCCUCCCUGUUCCCCACCGGGCCCCGUGUCCCCCAUCAGAGAGCCACACGAUGCCUCUCCUCUGCUGGACAUGCAUGUCCAGUCUGAUCCCUGGGACAGGAACCCGGCCCAAGCUCCGUCUGACUUUGCUCCCCAGAGCCUCGUCAACAUGAUGAACUUCCACACAGAAGAGGAGAAGGAGAAUAAAGAUCAGUUUGAGGCACAGAAGACAAGGGAGGAAGAAGAGGAGGAGGAGGAAGAAGAAGAAGAAGAAGAAGAGAAGGAGAACCUGUUUACCUCCACAUCUCCAUCUGCAGCGGCCUUCAGCAUGAUGGCACAACCCCACUUGUUGGGCACCUCGCCCAUGGAUGAUUUCGCCCCCAGGGACCUGAUCUCCCCUCAUGAGAAGGAGGUGGCAGUGGAAAAGGCUGACGAGGAGAUCAAUGAGGAUGAUGAUGAGGAGGAGGAUGACGAAGAUGAGGAACAGAGGAGACUAGGCCACCAGCCUUCAUCCUUGGUCACCGAAAUGAGCACGUCUCAGCCCUCCGAGGAGUUCCAAGUGAGGUCCUCGGCCUUCGGUGGUUCCGCAGGGUGGCACGCCGACGACGGGAUGGACUCCGAGGACCUGAGCAGCUGCACCAGCAGUCGGCAGCAGGGCGUGUCUGACCUCAGCAGCGCCCAGCACACCGCGAUACUGGAGGGCACCCAGAGCUCCGACGCCCUGGUCGACUCGAGCCUCCGCGGCUCCGAGGGAGACGGCAAUCUCAUGGGUUCCCCCAACGUGGAAACUCUGGCCAAUGAGGAAGAGGAAGACGAGGACGAGGAGGACGAGCGGGUGGACGAUAUGGACCUGAGUUCAGAGAGAGUAGAGGAGCAUCAGAAAGCGUUCCAGCAGCGGGAGCACGAGGAGGACGAGGAGGACGAGGACGUAGAGAUGCACAGUGAAGGUGUGACGGAGAGCUGUGGGAAUGUGGACGAAGAUGACUUUAAUGAGGAGGAGCGUUUGGACAACCUGAAUCGCUCUGGUCCUCCGCCUUGCGUCCCCCCUACCUCCUCCUGGGGACAGACCAACCCCUUCUGUGAUACCUGGGCUCAACCAGGCUCGCUGCUCGCCGUCUCCUCCCCAAGCCCCAUUUCUGACCACGAUGCGGCUGAAUCCGAAACGCCCAUCCUGUCUCCUGCCAAGACGUGUUUGGACCCCAGUGCCCCUUCCUUUACUCCUAAGUCAGAGCAGCAUCAGUCGGCCCACGAGGAGAUGAAGAGCUCAGCAGAUGAGGAGGCUCAUGUCCUAUUCGCUGCUCCAGCUGCAGGCGUGUCCCAGCCCGGCGCAGCUCUGGCCGCCCACAGCAGCAGCGAGACAAGCACGCCAGAGGAACUCCGUGACUACGACAGCAGCUCUGGCGUGGAGUCCCGUUCUGACAAACAGCACACCCCGGUGCCUUCUUCAGUCCAGCCCGACAUGGAGCAGGACCUGGGUAUCCACUUGGAGAAAGGUGACGGAGAAGAGGAGGAGGCUGAGACGCUCCCUGCCGACGAGGUCCUAGGAACUGGACCUCCGACCGCCCCGGCGUCCGCCCCGUCUUCCCCCUCCACCUCAGGAGACGAGGCCAGCGACACAGAGGGCGAGAUGCAAAUAAACGAUCCCGACGCACCGCCGAUGAUGGAUGAGAGCGCCGGAUUCGAAAGCCCUCCUCCCACCUGCAGCCUGCCCGCUCUCGACGAGGACGAGGAGGCGGGGGAUGCCCCAGCCGGAGAGGGUGAAGAGGACGGAGGCGGGACCACCCCUCAGUCAGCCAACUCGGUGGCAUCUUACGGCUUCGACUGCACCACGUCCAACUCAAACGCCCACUCCAUGGCCGAGAGCUGCGGAAAGAGCCCGGGGAUCUUCUCCCUGGAGAACGAGGAACAGCUGCCGGAGGAGGCCAAGGACCCCUCCUUCAUCAAGGAGCUGACCCUGCCAUCAGCCGCUGCCGCCGCCCAGACGGAGGACCUGUUCGGCAGACCCGUGGACCUGAUGCCCUUGGGCCACCACGGAGACAACCAGCCUAGCAGUCUAGAUGAGCACCACUACAUGCUGGGAGGAAAGAUCGCAGCAGACCACCUGGAGGAGGUCGACCCGUUGGAGCCCAGCCGCCACCUCGGGGCCAUGGAAUCCGAAGACACCGGCGACAGCCAGCCACCCUACUACUCUACCAUAUGUGAUAAGACUGAUAGUUUUCUGGCAGGUAAUGUAUAAGUCCCUCCUAUUACCCCUGGAAUGCACCUUUUCCCCGCAACCCUCCCCCGUUACCUGUUGUUUGUUUUCUCUCCAGUUGGGUUAGACGGCUUAGAAAAGAAAAAAAAAGGAGAGCCAGAUUGUAGGAAAAGAUUUAAAAAAAAUAAACAAAGGAGAUGGAGAAAAAACCGACUGUAGCAAUUUUUAAAUGAAGCCUCCCUCUUUCAUACUGUUAUGAUCAUGGUGGUUAUGAGUGUAUGGCUUAAACUCCUUUAUGUACAAUAGCUACUACCAUUUUCUAGUAGAAUGUUCUUUUUAAGUAACACUGCAUAUUCUGUAGCCCCUGAUGGGGUAUUGACUGAUUGGUCCACUGUGACUGAGCUUUUAAACUGAAAAAAAGAAGAAAAAAAAUCAGAUGGAAUGAAAUGGACUCAUUGUGUAUUUAUCCUACUGUUUUUACCGAACAAAAUGUCAAUGAUUUUUUUUUUUGUUUUGUAUUUGCUUAUUUGUUGUUCGUUUUCUGUUGAAACCUGGUCCUCCCUACCCCGUGUACACACGCUUCAUGUUCAACAGCACCAUAGCGAUAGUCACAUGCUCCUUUUUAGAAGUUUGUUUCAAGGCUUUUUAGCUAUCAAAAUAAAGGCUAGAUAUUAACACAGCAGAUAUGUCGAGGUAGGUGUGGGAGUAUUAGAUUGCAGUUGGUGAAGUUUUUAAUGUGUGCUUCAAGAGGCUCUACACUCUUUGCAUAGGUUGUUAAGGUAUAUAACGUGCAGUCACGUACAGUAUGUGUUUCAGGCAUUUGGUUUUAAGUGGCUAUAAGCUUCAGGCCUCAGUUAGCUGAUCAUUUAUGUUCCAGAAGUGACUAACAACUAGCCUAUUAUUUGUGAUGAGACCCUGCAUCGCUCUACAUCGCUGUCACAGUUGAGAUUUACACUCACUGAAACGUUUUCAUAGUGAGCGUUUGGUUUACUAUUUCAACAGUAUAUUGCAUGUUUAACUAACAUAAAAGACUGUGUACUACGUUGAAUUUGAAACACACUAGACAUGUUCAUCGAUGAAUGGUUCACACUAGGUUAUCUUUCAAAAUUCCAUUAAAACAUCAUUGCAAGGCA
Molecule: messenger RNA, 5414 nt
Organism: Sebastes umbrosus (honeycomb rockfish)
Lineage: Eukaryota; Metazoa; Chordata; Actinopteri; Perciformes; Sebastidae
Gene: prr36b
Product: nucleolar protein dao-5
Exons: 5
Coding region: 406-4323 (1305 amino acids)
Source: RefSeq, a predicted model, not a curated record